Messenger RNA from Stegostoma tigrinum, 2096 nucleotides. RefSeq lists its product as uncharacterized. Bases 79 to 1485 code for a protein of 468 amino acids. The transcript is spliced from 14 exons. NCBI's taxonomy places the organism in Eukaryota, Metazoa, Chordata, Chondrichthyes, Orectolobiformes, Stegostomatidae. The record is from RefSeq and is a predicted model, not a curated record.
GUCUCCCAGAGCAACAACACUCAUAGAAGUCGCUUGUUUGGUCCCUCUUUGGCUGUCCUGGUUUCUCUCCAUCUACAAAUGACUACACACAAAAAAAGCACCUUUCCUUCUCUCUUGGAUGCAUGCCUUCCACCUCAGCACAAAAACCAGGGUGACAGAGGUGAAAAGAGCAGACUCCAAAAGACUGGAAAGCCAGGUAAGCUCAGAAAACAUAGCUCAUUGGAUGAGGAUGAAGAGGAUCUGAAAAUGAAAGCAACGAAGAAGGCCCUGCAGGAACAGCGCCAUCUGGAGGUUUACAAGAAUGUGCACAAGCUGUGUAAUGUCAUGCGUUUACAAUAUAUGGAUCUACUGAGCAAGAAAGUUCAACAGCAACGCCUUGUAAUUAAACAACGAGACUUUCAGUUCCAACGUAAUAUUGAGGAGCAAGUGAAGAAACAGAAUACUUCAAGACGGCUAUUUGGACAGCAGUCAGAAUGUUCCCAGCUCUGCCAUGAAAUCAAAUAUCUCAAGUCCAUUCCAAAGUCACGUUUUUACAUGAUUGUGGAACUGCAGGACCAACUGGCCAAGAAUGGAAUUUUGAAAAACCAAGGAGAUUAUGAAGAAUUCUGGCACCUGCUAAAACGAACAUCACGUGCUUCACAGUUUGAAGCGAAACUCCAGGACAUAAAGAUAAAAAUGAAUAGGCCAUUACCUCGCUUCAACAAGAAACUUGGACAAGAUCGAGCAAAAAAUCCAUGUGAAGCAAGAAAGACAAAGAACCAUCCCACAACUACUGGACUUCCAGGAUCAUCCACCUUCCAGCACAUAAACCAUCUUGUGAGCAAACAAAGCAAAGUGCAGGAAGAAACUGAGCAAAUGUUUCCCAAGAUUGUGAUUCCUCAACCCUCUGUCUUCCCAAUGUUUUCAACAAAGCAGAACAACACCCACAAUAUGAUUAAUUCAAGACCCAAGUCAGGAAUACCUGGAAUGAAAACCCUUAAAAUGGCGCAGGAGAAUCCUCAUCACAUGGAAGUGCAUCUUGACAAGCUAUACCAGGUGUACAGGCGCUCUUUUGCUAACAUGGUGAAAGCACAACGACUGCUGGAGAGAAGUGGCCACUUCGUGGAAUUUGAAGAGCCCAGCAUUCAAGAUUUUAUAUUUUGUCAAGAGACUGGUGGAGCCGAAAAGGUUACCCAAAGUGAAGGAAAAAGGUUUGGCCCCAGUCUAACCCUCAGUGCUGCUCAACUCUGUGAGGAACCAAGUUCAGCAUAUCUUGAAGUGUCUGAAAAACAGGAUGAAAUUUCCGGAGGGACGCAUACUGAAGCUGUAAAUCACGAACUCAACGAACAAAGCCAGAGCCAUGCUCCUCCAGACUCUAGGAAUGUUUAUGUGCCUUUGAAUAUUGAAGACAUUCUAUCUAACAACUGUAUUUUGGAAGCCAAGCGUCCCAGUAGUCUUUGGAUAAACUAUGCAAACAAAGAAAUAUUGGAGAAGCCAAAGAGUUAAAGACAGUACAAAUUAUUUCGGUAAUCAAAAGAAAUAGCAAAAAAUUCGACCUGUUACUUUUUUAGUCAUGCAUUACAUUCACUGAAUUGAGGGGCAGCACUGAUUAACAUUCUAGUGUCAGGUGACAACUCAUACUUAUUGUUGAAACAGUCUUUAAAUCCAUGCACUUGCAGAAACUGCAGUUGACAUGUUUAUCCAUUAUUAGAAGUGUAUGUCAGUUUUUAAGAUGUGAAAUAUGGGUCCACCUUUAGUUUAUAUAGAGUUAGAAGAUGUAAUUAGUUCAAGUUUAUUUAAACUUUGUUAUACUGACUUUGAUCUGGUUUACAUCUUGGUUUGUCAUUUCAACCUAUUUCUUAAAUAUAUUCCAAACUCAAGUUAUUUAUUGGCAUCAUGUAGACAAAUAUCAGAUUGGCAAUAUUACCAAUGCAUUCUAUCAAAAUGCAGCAGGGUCUUCUUAAAAUGUGUAACUACAGAACAUAGAUCUCUCAACAGUUCCAUGCUUUCCAGAGGAUAAUAUUAACCAGUCCAGGCAUCAGAAUUUUAGCUUUCCGCAGUGUUUUGUAUUCUUGAUCAUUUCUGUGCCCUGAAGAAAGUCGACCAUCCUUUAUUGA